AAUUGCCUUAAUUUUUUUUCAACAAUCUUUCAUCAUCAUUUUUCAAUUUCAAAAAAAAAAAAAUUAUAUAAAUUAUAAAUCAUGUCGUUGACUAAACUUGAACGUGAUAAACAAAAAUUAGUUCAGGAUAAAUGUCAACAAAUAUUAACAGAAUUGUUACGUGAUGAAGAUAAUAAAUAUUGUGUUGAUUGUGAUUCAAAAGGACCACGAUGGGCAUCAUGGAAUUUAGGCAUCUUUCUAUGUAUUCGUUGUGCUGGUAUACACCGAAAUCUAGGUGUACAUAUAUCAAAAGUAAAAUCGGUCAAUCUUGAUUCUUGGACACCCGAACAAGUUGGUUCCAUACAGAAUAUGGGCAACAGUAAAGCAAGAGCUGUUUAUGAAGCAAAUCUUCCGGAUAAUUUUCGCCGUCCACAAGCGGACACUGCCUUGGAAUCAUUUAUACGUGCAAAAUAUGAACAUAAAAAAUAUAUUGCUAAAGAAUGGGUGGAAACGCCACCAAAACCAGCGUUUGAUGUAGAAACUGAACUGAAAAAAGAAAAGGAAAAGAAAAAGAGUAAAAUUAUCAAACCCAUCGUACCAAUCAACGGUCAGACUGAAAUUCAAUCAAAUCCGAUUCCACGUCCUACACCGAAUUCAAAUGGUAAAGUGGAAAGUAAAGCAUCGAAUACACCACAGCAACAGAAAUCAGAAUCAAAUCAAACAGCGUCAUCAUCAUCUGCCGAUCUAUUAAAUUUGGAUUUAGGUUCAACCAAUAAUAACAACAAUGAAGUUUUCGGUUUUUUCGCUUCGGCACCCGAAACUAAACCAGCAACAACAAAAUCAAACGAAAAUGAUCAAUCGUUGAUUAGUCAAUCAAAGGUAACUAAAUCAUUAGAUGACGAGGAAAGAUUUUUUAAUCAAAAAACAACAACAAUGGGUGACAAUAAGGAAGAUGUGAAAAAACUGACAAAAGAAUCCAUAUUAUCUCUGUAUUCACAAACACCGACCAAUUUGUUAAAUGGAACAGCAUAUAGUGGCAAUAGCAAUACUUCAUCAUCAUCAUCAUCAAUGUCGAAUCCACAAUUUUCUAGUUUAAAUCCAUUAUUUAAUCCUGUUGCUGCUUCUAAUCAUCAUAAUCAGGCCAACUUGAUACCACAGCCCGCAUCGACAAAUCCAUUUUUGGCCAACAAUAAUCCAUUGGCAAUGAUGAAUAGUGGCGAAUAUUCACAACAGCAAUCAAUGAUUCAAGGACUUUCUUCGUUACACUUGAAACCAACGGCAACAACAACAACUGCGACCAAUCAAAUGAUGCCAUUGAUGAUGGGCGGCCAGCAAGCACAAAAUAUGAAUUGGUUUAAUAUUGGAAAUAAUAAUAAUAAUAAUAAUCCUAUUGGAUUGUUAUCAACAAAUUCGUCAACGUCAUCAUCAAUGGCGGCCAAUCCUUUUAUCGGUGAUCAAUCAUUAUCAUCGUUAAUGAUGAACAAGAAUUCAGUUUUAAUUCCUCAACAAUUGAAAUCGAAUGGCAAUACAACUAGUAACAGUGGUGUGGACCAAUUUGCCAUCGAUAAUAGCAAAAAGAAUGAUUUAAACAAUUUGAAUUUUUGGUGAUAAUUAAUUAAUUAAUUAAUUAAUUAACCAAUUAAUUCUGAUACUGAGAA
This is a messenger RNA of Dermatophagoides farinae (American house dust mite), 1637 nucleotides long. RefSeq lists its product as uncharacterized. The record is from RefSeq and is a predicted model, not a curated record. Gene Ontology annotation, cellular component: cytoplasm. NCBI's taxonomy places the organism in Eukaryota, Metazoa, Arthropoda, Arachnida, Sarcoptiformes, Pyroglyphidae. Gene Ontology annotation, molecular function: metal ion binding; GTPase activator activity.